Scomber japonicus (chub mackerel) is the source of this 2892-nucleotide messenger RNA. RefSeq names its product SH3 domain-binding protein 4-A-like. The record is from RefSeq and is a predicted model, not a curated record. The transcript is spliced from 4 exons. Gene Ontology annotation, molecular function: protein binding. NCBI's taxonomy places the organism in Eukaryota, Metazoa, Chordata, Actinopteri, Scombriformes, Scombridae. Gene Ontology annotation, cellular component: cytoplasm. Bases 1 to 2892 code for a protein of 963 amino acids.
AUGGCUGCCCAUCGAAUCAUCAGAGUGACCAACAACAACCACGUCCUCCCUCGCUGUAAGUCUGAGGGGACGCUCAUCGACCUCAGCGAGGGGGUGACAGGAGCAAGCCUCACUGAUGUCAAAGUGCCUUCUCCCAGUGCCUUAAGGCUGGAUACUUCAGCCUCCUAUGGAACGGCGCAGGAAGUGGUCGCCAUAAAGGAUUACUGCCCCAGCAGCUUCACCACGCUGAAAUUCUCCAAAGGUGAUCGCCUCUAUGUGUUGGACACGUCGGGUGGCGAGUGGUGGUACGCCCACAAUAACACGGAGAUGGGUUACAUCCCAGCCGCCUAUGUCCAACCGGUGAACUUCAGGAACUCUUCGCUCAGCGACAGUGGGAUGAUCGAUAGUCUCGGGGAGGGAUACGAGGAGGGGUCGAGGGAGUUUGGAGGUUUGGGGGAGUGGACAGGGAUGACUCCGAAACCCUCCCCAAUUUACAACAACAGUCCAUACUCUGUGAACCCUUUUAUCCUCCCGUUAGAUCAGAACUGCAAAGAUACAGCUGUAAGGAACUCAGCAGACCUUAUUCUCUUUGACGCCUUGGCAUCACCAUCAGCUAGCUCCACCUUUAACACAAGUACAAUUAUGACGAAUGGGUUUAGCAGCUGCUACAUAAACACCACCACCCCAAUCAGCCCAAAUCAAGAGGUUGCACCAAACCUCUACAGGGAGAACCCUUUUUUCAGGAGUAAACGUUCUCACAGUCUUUCCGAACUGUCCGUCCUGCAGGCUCAAUCAAAUCCAACAUUGCCCUCUUCUGGAUUCUUCACGGGCCUCAAGGCUCCUGUGCCGGAGCAGUUUCAGAGCAGGGAGGAUUUUAGGACAGCUUGGUUAAACCACCGAAAGCUUGCAAGGUCUUGCCAUGACCUGGAAUCCCUGGGUCAGAGCCCUGGAUGGGGUCAGACACAACCGGUGGAGACUAAUAUCGUUUGCAGGUUGGACAGUAACGGAGGGGUUGUUCAGCUCCCGGAUACACACAUCAGUGUUCACAUCCCUGAAGGCCAUGUCAGCCAUGGAGACUAUCAGCAGAUCUCAAUGAAAGCCUUGCUAGACCCUCCUCUGGAGCUCAACAGUGAUCACUGCUCCACGGUCAGCCCUGUGGUGGAGAUCAAGCUCAGCAACAUGGAGACCAAGUCCUUCAUCACGCUGGAGAUGAACGUUGGAGUAACUGUGAGGAAGGACAGCUGUCACACCGCUGAGGUGCUUUGUGUUCGGAGCGAUUGCAAAGAAGGACCUUACACGCCGAUCCCUAAUGCUUAUAUCUACAAGGAUACAGUCCAGGUCCAGUUGGAUAGUCUUGAACCUUGCAUAUAUGUGGCGGUUGUGGUUCAGUCCCAGUACAUGAGCCACAAUACGACUGUUUGGGACUACACACAGAGGAAAGUAACUCUGGGUGUGUAUGGACCCAAGCACAUCCACCCUUCCUUCAAGACAGUUGUGGCGAUGUUCGGGCAUGACUGCGCUCCUAAGACCUUGCUGGUGAGCGAGGUGGGUCGGCAGGCUAGCUCCAGCCCGGCGGUUGCCCUCCAGCUGUGGGGGAAGCACCAGUUUGUAUUGGGGUACCCUCAGGACCUGCAGGUGGGAUUGUACUCCAACAUGUCCAACUAUCAGGUGAAGGUGAACGAGGGUGCUGGGGUGAUUCGAGGGUUUCAGGUCAAACUGGGGAAAGUCAGUAGGCUGCUGUACAUGAUCUCAUCGCACAACCCCAACAGCAUCUCAGACUUCACUCUCAGGGUCCAAGUCAAGGAUGCUCUGGACUGUAUCCUCACACAGUUCUGUGUCCAAACUCCACAACCACCGCCAAAGACUACGUCGAGGAUAACGGGCCAGAGGAGGUUCUUGAAAAAGAAAGAGGUGGAUAAGAUCGUCCUCUCGCCUCUGGCUGUUACCUCCAAAUACCCAAAGUUUCAGGAUCGUUGCAUUACCAACCUAAAAUUUGGCAAGUUGAUAAAAACCGUUAUCAGGCAGCACAAGAGCACCUAUCUGUUGGAGUACAAGAAGGGGGAUGUUAUCGCUUUGCUCAGUGAGGAGAAAAUCAAACUGCGAGGGCAGCUGCGGACCAAAGAGUGGUACAUUGGAUACUAUCAGGGGAAGAUGGGGCUUGUCCACGCCAAGAACGUUUUGGUUCUCGGCAAAGUCAAGCCCAUUUAUUGGUGUGGGCCGGAUCUAACAACCACCAUGCUACUGGAGCAGAUCCUGAAGCCAUGCAAAUUUCUUACAUACAUCUACGCAACCGUGAGGACGGUUUUGAUGGAGAACGUGGGUAACUGGAGGGCUUUUGCAGACGCCCUGGGAUACGGGAAUUUGCCGUUGAAUUACUUCUGCCGGACUGAGCUGGACAAUGAGCCGGAGAAGGUGGCGUCGGUUCUGGAGAAACUGAAAGAGGAGUGCACGAACAUGGACAAUAAGGAGAGGAAGUCGUUUCAGAGGGAACUCAUGAUGGCGUUGCUGAAGAUGGACUGCCAGGGUCUGGUUGCCAAGUUAGUCCUGGAUUUUGUCUUGUUGACCACUGCAGUGGAGGUGGCGUCCCGGUGGAGGGAACUCGCUGAUAAACUGGCGCGAGUGUCCAGGCAACAGAUGGAGGCUUACGAGGCUCCUCACCGUGACAAGAGCGGACUACUUGACAACGAGUGCAUGUGGAAGCCAGCCUAUGACUUCCUGCUGACUUGGGCGGCCCACGUUGGAGACAGCUACCGCGACGUGAUCCAGGAGCUCCACGUCGGCCUGGACAAGAUGAGGAACCCGAUCACCAAGAGGUGGAAGCACCUGACCGGGACGCUCAUCCUCGUCAACUGCCUCGACACCCUCCGCAGUGCCGCCUUCUGCCCCACCGGAUAUGGAGAUUUUGCCGUCUGA